Molecule: messenger RNA, 1782 nt
Organism: Apiotrichum porosum
Lineage: Eukaryota; Fungi; Basidiomycota; Tremellomycetes; Trichosporonales; Trichosporonaceae
Exons: 4
Coding region: 1-1782 (593 amino acids)
Source: RefSeq, a predicted model, not a curated record
AUGCAGCGUCUUCCGUCUUCAAAUAAUACACGACCCUAUCUCGAGUCCCUCAGCCACCACAGCCACCACCGGCCUCGUCCUGGCUCUUGGGCUCACACCCUUGUCGCCGCCAGUGCGGCCUUCGACGCCAGACAUCUCGGACACGGCCUUGGCGCCUUUGAGGACGCUCUUAUUGCGCAAGCGAGUGCUGUAGAGCACGAAAUUGAGCGAUAUGAGGCCCACCUAAAACAGAAGCUAGACUCUGCUCUCCAUGGACCCGUCGAGGAGUGUGACCGCUCGAUUGCGAUAUACCCCAAACUGGACCUCACGUCACUCGACAUUUGGGACGGCAUACCGUAUGAGGAGGGCUCUCUCCAGAAAUUGAUCAUCGCCGAGUCGGCCAUACUCAACUCGGACGGCAAUCCUGACAGCAUGAGCGCGUCAUCUACACCGGCAUCCUUCAGUGUGCCAUGCGGCACAACAACUCCCACGUGGCCGUUGGACGAUGCCGACUUUAUGUAUCGCCUCCGGAAGGCGGCCCUCCUCCUGCACGCAAGCAGAACUGGACCGAACAAGGACUUCACCCCUGAAGCGAACCCGCGGGAAUCGCAGCCUCUUCUCGAAGCUGGAGACGAGGGCCAGGAGUUGAACGAUCUGGUCACUGCAGUGCCAGUUGUGGUGGAUGUGCUCAAUAAUAUUUGUGACAUUCCAGACGUUUUCGCUACGCGGCUGUUGUUCGAGUACAGCAAACCAGGCGACACCGGGUUGUUCCGAUGGGAUGAGUUCGCCCCUCCUCCUGGCCAUCGGCAAUCCUGGCUGGACCAGCUGAUGCGGAUCGACUUGCGUGAAAAAGCAAGGCUGGGCUUGGCGCAGACGCUCAUUUAUUCUCUGUCCUCGCACGCGGCCUUUGGAGCUCAAUUUGGUGUCUUCGUCUGCUGCACUCGUUUCGUACGAGUAUUCACCUGCCAAGACACAAUCCUUCUCGACCUCUUGCUUCCCGAGGGAGAAAUGGGCGUCUCCGACCUCCUCAAACGUUUGGAUCUUGCCGAUCGACUGCCCCACGACUUCCUCCUUCCCGAAGCGAUGCCGAACGCCUGGCGUCGCUUGAACGCGGAUUCCAUUCAAGUGUAUCUCAACGUUUUUGCGGCGUCAUUCGCGCUCAACGACCAGAUCACAUCUGAAUGCCUACGAAGGCCAAGCCCCCUCAGCCCCUCCCGCCUAUCGGCUCUGUUGAACACGAUAACCAAGUUGAAUGAUGGCUUGGAACCUCAUGCGGAUCUUGUGGCUGCAGCUCGUUCUAAACGCCGUGGUAACCUCCCUCCACAUGACGCCUCUCCAUCCGGCGCUGGUUCGGGAGACGAAGCCUUAGGUCCACACGACGCCUUAAUGGCCGACUUUGGUCUGGACGAAGACUUACCUCUUGGCGCCGAGGCAAGCACAUACUCUCUGUGGAAUUCCGCUCGCCACCGCCGCGACUUUGAAAUUCUGCUUCGGGCACUCAACGCGAACAACCCUCGGAUCGUUAUCAUUUCGCCUGCUCGCAUGGACGAGUUCCUGCGCGAGGCAGGCAACGACAUGUUCUCCGAGGCAACGGACACGUCAGUCACGGCGCCAGUGUGCGACUCCCUCCACACCACACCAGUGCGCUCGCCCUCAACCUCGACUUGUGGCUCGUCUCCCGUGCUGCAACCACCAGAGCGACCCACAGCCGGUCGCGCAAGCGACCGCCGCGCCAGCUCCAAGCACAUGGAGGACAGCACUUUCACCCAGACAAGCCUGGACAGCGUUGUACUGAAUGCCUAG